This is a messenger RNA of Vigna radiata var. radiata (mung bean), 1614 nucleotides long. Its product is annotated as glucan endo-1,3-beta-glucosidase 14. NCBI's taxonomy places the organism in Eukaryota, Viridiplantae, Streptophyta, Magnoliopsida, Fabales, Fabaceae. Bases 282 to 1436 code for a protein of 384 amino acids. The transcript is spliced from 3 exons. Gene Ontology annotation, molecular function: hydrolase activity, hydrolyzing O-glycosyl compounds. Gene Ontology annotation, biological process: carbohydrate metabolic process. The record is from RefSeq and is a predicted model, not a curated record. Gene Ontology annotation, cellular component: plasma membrane.
UGAAAGGAAGAAUAUGUUCUAAGUCUCUGUAAACAUCCUUGUUUUAUAUUUCAGUCAUCUUUUGUUUAAGGCUAAGAAUCUUAUUCAGAUAUUUUGGACAUCAUCUUUUGCCAAAAAGCUUCGAAUCUUUAGUUUAUGGCAUUCCUGGAGGAAAAGUUUUGCAUCACCGCCAGGUUUGCCUAUCAUUUCUUCACCAACGAUGUUACGUUAUUGAAUUACAUAUUACAGGGAACUCACAACAUUGCUCAUUCAUUCUUAAUAUCCUCACACUACGACGGACCAUGUUCUCUUACUCAACUUCCUUCUUUCUUUGCCUUAUCUUCUUCUCUGUAACACUUUCUCACGUUUUGGGGGAUAAAGUAUUUACUGGAACGUAUGGAGUGAACUAUGGAAGGAUUGCAGACAAUCUACCUUCUCCUCAGAGUGUGGUUACUCUUCUGAAAGCUGCAAAGAUUAGGAACAUCAGAAUAUAUGAUGCUGAUCAUCAAGUUCUGAGUGCCUUCAAAGGGUCAGGGAUUGGAAUUAUCAUUGGGCUACCAAAUGAGUUUCUGAGAGACAUAAGUCAGGGAGAGGAUCGUGCCAUGAACUGGAUCAAAGAAAAUGUGCAGCCAUUUCUUCCAGGAACCAGAAUUCGUGGCAUUGCAGUAGGGAAUGAAAUACUAGGAGGAGGAGACAUGGAGCUGUGGGAAGUUUUGCUGCCAGCAGCUAAAAAUGUUUACACUGCACUUGCUAGGCUCAAUCUGCAACAUCAAAUUCAGGUGUCAAGUCCACAUUCCGAGGCUGUCUUCGCAAACUCCUACCCUCCAUCUGCAUGCACUUUCAGGGACGAUGUGCUUCCUUUCAUGAAACCCCUUUUGCAAUUCUUCUCACAAAUCGGCACUCCUUUCUACAUAAACGCAUACCCCUUCUUGGCCUACAAGAAUGACCCUCAACACAUUGACAUAAACUACGCUCUCUUUAAGAAAAAUCCAGGAAUUUACGAUGCCAAGACUAAACUGCACUACGACAACAUGUUCAUGGCUCAAAUCGAUGCAGCUUACGCAGCCUUGGAGAAGGUUGGCUUCGACAAGAUGGAAGUCAUUGUUUCCGAGACCGGUUGGGCCUCUCGUGGUGAUGACAAUGAAGCUGGUGCAACAGUAAAAAAUGCAAAGACUUACAACAAAAACUUGAAGAAGCUGCUGAUGAAGAAAAAGGGCACCCCUUACAGGCCUAAGAUGGUUGUGAGAGCUUAUAUUUUUGCUUUGUUUAACGAGAAUUUGAAGCCUGGUCCAACAUCUGAGAGAAACUUUGGAUUGUUCAAACCAGAUGGCAGCAUUGCUUAUGAUAUAGGUUUCACAGGACUCACUUCAUCAGCAAUUUCCUUCAAGGGUGUUGGAUCUUUGUAUGUAAUGGUUUCUGCAAGCUGUGCGGCUUUUCUUCUUCUUGUAGCAUUAUAAGCAAUCAGAAGAUUGAAUGUACAACUGAACUCAAUGAUUCUUUGGAUGUAACAAUUUUCAGAACUCACGAGCAAUUCAAACUGUGGAAAUUCUGAAGUAUAGAUAUCUGAUUAACCUUUUUUAUAAAUAUUCAUCUUUAUUAUAUCAACUCACCAACCAAAUAUUAAUUUUCUAAAUA